Molecule: messenger RNA, 1066 nt
Organism: Cladophialophora immunda
Lineage: Eukaryota; Fungi; Ascomycota; Eurotiomycetes; Chaetothyriales; Herpotrichiellaceae
Exons: 3
Coding region: 183-929 (248 amino acids)
Biological process (GO): removal of superoxide radicals
Cellular component (GO): cytoplasm
Molecular function (GO): copper ion binding; superoxide dismutase copper chaperone activity
Source: RefSeq, a predicted model, not a curated record
GCGGGGGCCUAUCGCGGUAUUCAUACCUUUGGCGACUCCAAUAUUUGAUCAAUUACCAAGCAUCCAUGCAUCUUCCCAGCUCAUCACCUACUGGACAUUGAACCGCAUUGCUUGGAGCCCCUUCGAGAAACAAAUCGCUUGUCUGAUCUUUGAGCCUUUCUGAAUCCUCGGCCGAGUUCAAAAUGGGAAGCGUGGAAAUCCAGCCAUUUCAGACAACUUUUGCUGUGCCGCUGCACUGCGAUUCCUGUGUGCAGGAUGUGACAGGUGCAUUGGAGAAAGUACAAGGCAUCACCAAGAUCGAAGCCAAUCUUAAAGACCAGCUUUUUUACAUUGAAGGAACGGCUCCUCCCUCAUCAAUCGUAUCAGCCAUCGAAUCUACGGGACGAGAUGCCAUCUUACGGGGCAGUGGGAGAUCCAACUCUGCCGGAGUGUGCAUUCUGGAAACUCAUGCAAGAGCCGUGUCAGAUCCUGUCCGUGGACUUGCACGAAUGGUCCAAGUCUCGGACAAUCGGACCCUGGUCGACCUGACGUUACGUGGGGUGUCACCAGGAACAUAUCAUGCCACGAUAAGGGCCACAGGUGAUAUCUCACAUGGGGCAGCCUCGACGGGUGCCAUCUGGGAAGCCGUCAAGGAACUAGCGGGCUUCAGACAGCCUCGCGGAAUGUUUGGCACGGUGGAGGUAGACAAGGAUGGACGAGGCAGCGCGUUCCUGGAUCGACCGGUGUCAAUCUGGGAGAUUAUCGGUCGCAGCAUGGUGGUGUCGAAACAACAACCAGAGGGAGCGUUUCAGACCGAAGAUCCAGAUACCCUAGUCGGGGUCAUUGCUCGCAGUGCCGGAGUGUGGGACAAUGACAAGACCGUGUGCAGCUGUUCGGGGAAGACGGUAUGGGAGGAGCGAAAAGAGCAGGUUGAAAAGGGGAUGCUAUGAUCUGUCAGUUGUACGGAGUACGAGGUACUUGAGCCUGCAUCGACGAUAAGCAUGGCACAAUAGAAAGGGAAAAAAAUUCAAAGGGAAAAAAAAUCCACAAUAACACUCUGCAAUGCAAUGCAUCUUGUAAGGAGUAG